CUUGGACUGGAGCCAAUCAGCUGUCAGAGGACCGUGAUAAAUCGCAAUGCAUUAUUGAUAAUAAUAAUUACGUUGACAUGCGCAUUUCUACUUGAGGGGGCUAAUUUUUUUCCCCGAGCCGAAGAAUUUGUUGAAGAAGGAGAGGAAAAAUUAUUGGCAACUCUUUGCUCCUGAUGGUUGCACCAUGUCGAGGCGCAAGCAAGCCAAACCGCAGCACAUCAACUCCGACGAGCCCGGGUCGUUAGAGAAUGGGAUUCUUCCGGACGAUCAAGCUGAGGAGACUGAAAAUGAAGUGAAGAGGCUCAGAAUGGACGAGACCAGGGUCUGCACCAAAUGUUGUGCCGAAUUCUUUGACGAAGCAGAAUUUCUUGAGCAUGAGAAAAAUUGCACUAAAAGUCAGCAGGUGGUCAUCAUGAAAGAAGGAGAUGGCAACGAAGUGCCUGAGGAAUAUUCACAAGGCUCUCCCGAAGGCCUCACAAGUGACCACGACGACAGCCAGUCCAGCAGUCACUCCCUAUCGAAUGUCAACACAGACCAUCUGGAGAGAACGGAGGAGGAGUCCAGUAUGAAUGCAGAUGAUUCGUCACAACAGGAUCAGGCGGAGAUGCCUGCGAGUCCUGCGAUGAGUUUCCAGCCAUCACACAAAAUGCAAGACACAAAUGUCACUCUUGAAACCAUCGCAGACACCAAAGUGGCUGUCGCCCAACAUUAUUCGAAUAAUACAUCUCUGACCUCGUCGCAAGAAGCCCUGCAGGCCAUCCCAAUGAUCCUGGAACAGUUAGUGUGCCUCCAGCAACAGCAGCUGCAGCAAAUCCAGCUGACAGAACAGAUUCGAAUCCAGGUAGCCAUGAUGACUCCACAGAGUCUCCAGUCAUCAGUAGGGGCAGCAAUGGACCCUCUCAAAGCCCUCGGUGCACAUCUCUCUCAACAGCUGUCUGCUGCAGCAGCUCUGAUAGGAAAAAGGACUGGCAGUCAGAACCUUUCUCUGGAGACAAUGAAGCAUGGUAAACUACCUCUGCCCACCAGCAUCCCUACCUCUCUACCUGGAGGACUGGGUUCUCUGACUUCUAAAACAGACAUUUUGAAGGGCAUUCAAGACCUGCCGAACCGUUUACCAGCACAACUGCAGCAUUCACCAGGUGUCAUGGGUUUCUCCAGCACCUUUAAUGGUAUCCAAGCAGGGAAUGAGGCCUCCAAAAAAGUGAAGACGAAGAUGCUGAACCCCCCACUGGAAUCAAAGAGUGGUGACUCAAUAUACAAGCACAAGUGCAAGUACUGCGGAAAGACCUUUGGCAAUGACAGCGCUCUCCAGAUUCACUUGCGUUCUCACACUGGCGAGAGGCCCUUCAAGUGUAACAUCUGCGGGAACCGCUUCACGACCAAAGGAAACCUCAAAGUGCAUUUCCAGAGACAUAGAGACAAGUAUCCUAACAUCAGCAUGAACCCCCAUCCUGUGCCGGAGCACCUUGACAACAUUCCCACCAGCAGUGGCAUUCCCUUCGGCAUGUCUGUGCCCAUGGACGAGUCAAAUCUGACUGACGUCAAGCCUAUGCUCGGCCAUCCUGCUGCUGGCUUCCACCCGUCACCUGUACCAGGAUUCAAGACAACAUUUGACAGCUUUGCAGGGGAACCAUUUUCCCAGAGACCCUCCCCAUCAACAAGUGAUGGCUCCCCAUCUGUUUCCUCUGUGUUUGGCCAAGAGCCAGGAGUGGAUCCGAAUCACAAGGAUGCUAAAGAACUGCUCGGAGCGCUGCAUCACAUGAACAGUAACACCCUCAUAGCAGAACAGAGCUCUGGAACCGCAAAACUUCAGCAGAUGGUGGAUGGCCUGGACAAGAGGACCAAUGACCCCAACGAGUGUUUAAUCUGCCAUAGGGUGCUCAGCUGCCAGAGCUCACUCAAAAUGCAUUACCGUACACACACCGGUGAGAGGCCCUACAAGUGCAAAAUCUGCGGCCGUGCAUUCUCCACCAAGGGUAACCUGAAGGCUCAUUACGGAGUGCACAGGGCUAACACUCCUCUUAAGAUGCAGCACUCGUGUCCCAUCUGCCAGAAGAAGUUCACUAACGCCGUGGUUCUGCAGCAGCACAUUCGCAUGCACAUGGGUGGGCAGAUCCCCAACACCCCGAUGCCAGACAACCAAUAUGAAGCAGCUGAAACAAUGGAGUCAUCUCUGUCAGAGGAGAAAUCUAUGGAUAUCAAUGGAUUUGAAGCAAGCAUGGAGGAUCAGGAGCCAGAGCUGAACUCCCAGAAGCCAAACGAUGCCUCCGAUUCCCUCCCACCUGCCUCUGAGGAACAACAGAAGCACACUGCCCCCGCCGUGUUUUCCAGCCUCGACAUUUUGAAGAAUCUCACCUCUGCUCUUGCACUGAAACGACAGAGUAGCACCGCAUCGGAAAGUGAGGGAACAUCAAAAGAAUCCCCAUCAGCUCCCAGAGAGCAGGAAUAUCAGAACGGCCGCAGUCCUGCCAUUUCUGACUCUGCUGUGUCGUUUCACUCCUCUUCCCCACUAAACAAUAUGAGCAGUAGCAAGUCUCCUGAGUCUGCUGGUGAUGACUAUGCCCGCAGCGUGUCAAAACCAGAGUCUGAUGGCGGUGCUCAAGGUGGCUCUGAGUCAGGCGGGGCCCUCGACCUCACCGCUUCAAGCAGCUUCACCCCCAAAGCGAUCAAAGAAGAGCCGGGCAUGCCGUUCACAAAUGGAGAUUAUGUUCCCAGUAACAUGUCCUUCAUGAGGAUGCCAUCAAGUCUGGCCAGCCUGGAGAUGAAGAUUCCUCCAGAGAAUCACAUGGGCCCUCAUGGGUUGUUCAACUCACAUAUGCCUCAGGGAACAGCCAUGCCUUCGUCCAUCUCCGCUGCACCACGACGAUCAGCCAAACAGCAUGUCUGUAACGCCUGUGGCAAGAACUUCUCAUCUGCCAGUGCCUUGCAGAUCCAUGAGCGCACUCACACAGGGGAGAAGCCAUUUGCCUGCAACCUCUGUGGCAGAGCUUUCACCACUAAGGGAAAUCUAAAGGUGCAUAUCGGCACUCACAUGUGGAACAAUACGUCGCGGCGUGGCCAGCGUCUAUCUCUGGAUAACCCCAUGGCGCUGAUGGCAAUGAGCUCCGAAGCUAAGAUGUUGCCAGAAAUUAUGCAGGCCCCCAAAGAGCUGGGUGCUCCGCCAAUGAACUUUGACCAGUCUCUGUGGAACCAGUAUGCUGCUGCCUUCAGUGGGGGCUUGACCAUGAAGGCCAAUGAAAUUUCAGUCAUUCAGGGUGGUGGUAUCCCACUUCCUGGAAGCCCUGCCGGUGGGCCUCUGAUCGGAUCCACCGGAGGCCUCGUGAAGAUGGAUGGAUCCCACUCCGGCCUGCCUGCCACCAUGGCUGAAAUUGAGAAGAACAGCUCAGAGAGCGUGCCAAAAUCACAGUUCCCACAUUUCAUGGAGGAGGGUAAAAUUGCAGUUAAUUAGGCUUUUUCAGUGAAUUCACCACCUGAACUCAGCUUUUGAAUGUCUCCUUUCCGAAUGAGGUACAAUCACUUUUCAAAGAACCUUAUAGAAUCUGCUGAGAUUGGUUGAAUUAUUCCAGUAACGUCAUCGCAGCUCUCUCCCCUCCUGAUCUGAACAAUUCUCAAGUGUUAUUUUUAGUUGAACUUGAUAUAACUACUGUAGUUGUAUUUUUAUUUUAUAUAAAUAUAUAUGCGGGUAUUUUUUUUUUUCCUGUGACUUUUGUUUUGCUGUCUAUCCAGAAGUUUGAAUGUAUAACUUGAAACACUUGAAACUGCUUUAAUUCAGACCGUCUCCUCGAUGCUUUUUGAAGGAUUUCGACUCUAAUAGGAAGUUUCAGGGCAUGACUCUUUAAGGACACCGUGUCUCAGUGCUCAGAGAUAAUGGUUUAGUUAACCGUAUGUAUCUAGAAUGACUACUUUCCCUCCUAUUGUGUGCCAUAGGUUUUAUGACAUUGUACAUUUUUUGUAGUGGUAAAUGUCAUUAGCGUGUCUCAUUUUGAAGGGGCUUUUGAUCAGACUGACAGAUUACUCCAGUGUCUUGUUCAUUAAAUAAAGGUGCAACAGUUCAGUCAUCAGUUUCGGGUUACAAAAUAGGCUUUCAUCGUUGAUGCAUUGGUGCUAAGAUACAGUAGGUAAUGACUCAAACCUUUUGCCAAGUGCCUAAUUUGAAUUGUACAAUGUUGCUGUUGUCUUUCACUGCAUCAUCAGGUCGUUAUGAAGGCUCUGUUUGACUAAGAAAUUAGUGUGUUGUACCGUUUAACAUUGUAUGUUAUAUUUUCAUGGGUUUACAAAAGUCAAUUUCCCUCCUGACAUAUUCCACUUCUUCUUUAGAGUCAAAUUUAGUUGGCUGAGCUCUGAAGGCUGUUGUAUGCUUCAUGUUCUCAUGCCUGCACUUUAUUUCAGGUUUUAGUUCCAUUUCCAUUUAUAGUUACAUUUCACUGCUUUUACUGUGAUGGCUGAACGGGGAAAAGGGCAAAUCAACUAUUUUGUUAACUUCUCCUUCUUGUCAUAUUUUGUGUGAAACAACCAGUUAGAGUAAUUGUCAGACUUUUUUUUCCUAGGUUAUCGUAUCAGUUUUGUAGCGUCAUUAAUUUAUUUAUAAUUCACAAAAUGCUUGAGGUUAGGGGGUAAGUUCUACCUCGUUUAGAUUUUAGUUGUCCUCCGCGCCCCCUACUCUCAACGCAGCGUUCUGUACAUUUUCCGAUACAUUCUUGAGUUUACGACGAGAUUUUUCAUUCUCAACCUGCUGAGUUGAACGGUAAUGAAUGUAUCACUGGACACUUUACACAACUCAGAAUAGUCAGAUUACUUUGUGGGCCCCUGCUGUACAUUCCUUAUCGAUAUGCAUUUGCCAAGUUGUGCCUUUCUUUAGCAAACCAUGUCAAAACUGCUUUCAAGUUGGUCUCUACAAUUCAAGUGAUGUUGAGCCAAUUUGGCCUGUUUACAAUGUAAAUGUCUUUUUUCGUUUUGUUUUUCAAAUGUUUCCUACACCUAAAUAUUUUCUGAUUUUGAGAAAUAAAAUCAGGGUGACUUUUUCAAUAUUUUUC
Epinephelus moara (kelp grouper) is the source of this 5033-nucleotide messenger RNA. It is a transcript of the gene sall4, whose product is annotated as spalt-like transcription factor 4. Gene Ontology annotation, biological process: regulation of transcription by RNA polymerase II. The record is from RefSeq and is a predicted model, not a curated record. Gene Ontology annotation, cellular component: nucleus. Bases 185 to 3448 code for a protein of 1087 amino acids. NCBI's taxonomy places the organism in Eukaryota, Metazoa, Chordata, Actinopteri, Perciformes, Serranidae. Gene Ontology annotation, molecular function: RNA polymerase II cis-regulatory region sequence-specific DNA binding; DNA-binding transcription factor activity, RNA polymerase II-specific. The transcript is spliced from 4 exons.